This is a messenger RNA of Pelodiscus sinensis (Chinese soft-shelled turtle), 7020 nucleotides long. The record is from RefSeq and is a predicted model, not a curated record. Lineage: Eukaryota; Metazoa; Chordata; Testudines; Trionychidae.
AGGAGACGGCGGCCAUUUUGAAGAAGAACCAAAGAAGAUACUUGGAAAUCAGAUGAACUUAAGAAACAUCUCAGGGUGUCACAGUCAGAUAGCCAAUCUGAAGAUAAGAAACAGAAGGAAAAGAAACUGCAAAGAGACAGAGAAACUCAGGACAUGGUUGAUUACAAAGGAUAUGUACACAAGGAUCAAGACAAGGACAGAGGAGAGGCAAAAGAAAGGAAAGGAGAACGAGAGAGAUUUAAAUCUAGUGAAAGAGACAGGGAUAAGCUGAGAGAGACAGAAAGGGGAAAAGAUCACAGAGAACGAGAGAGAGAGAAAUUUAAGGAGAAGAUCCAAGAAAAAGAUGCAGAGAAGGAAAAACACAUCACAAGAAAAGAUAAAGAGAAGGGGAGUGAGAAGGAAAAAGACAGAAAAUAUAGGAGGGAUGAUCAGAAACAAAUGCUUAAACAGAAUAACCUGAGAACACAUGGAGAAAAGGAUAAAGAACAACACAGAAGAAGAGAAAGCAAGGAUCAAUUGGAGCAAGCAAAUGUAAGGGAUGAAGUGAAAGAGAGAAGACAUACAGAAAGAAAAGUAAAGGAGGGAAAAAAAAGUGAGCGCAAAAAUAGUGUUGGUGAGUUUUUAACCAUGAAAGAUGAAGGAAGUGGACAUAGACACAAGUCACAUAGAGAUCAAGAACUGAAUAAAGACAGAGAGAGAAGUCAGAGGGAUAAAAGAGAACAUCAACAUUUAGUUAGGGCAGGAAAGGAGAGACCUUCAAAACAAAGAAGCCAUGAAUUGUUUGUAAAGGAUGGGGAAGAAAAAUGUGUGUCAAGGAGACCUAAAGAAGGAUUUUCUACUGAAGACAGAGAAAGACAAAAGAGAGAGAAUAAUGAAAAAAGACAGAGGGAAGAAAAUGAAAGAAAGAAAAGAGAUCUUAAGAACAGUGAGCACAAUAAACAAGGGAAGAGCUUAAGAGAAGAAGAAACCAGUCAUCAGUAUGAAAGGAGUACAACAGAUAAAAGAAAGAGCAAUGAAGCAGAAAAGAAAGCGGACACAAGACAAAGGCAAAAUCCAGGUGAUCAUGUGUCAACAGGGAAACCUAUGCAGAGGCAAAAAAGCGAGGAAGAACUUGAAAUCAUUGAUAACUAUUUGACAAAUUAUGAAGAUGAUUUUGAAGAUUAUGAAGAUGAUUUUGAUGAUGAUGAAGAAGAUAAUGAUAAUGAGGACAGAGACUCAGAAGAAAAACUGAGAGAGAUCCCUAUUUCCAAAAAAUCAGAAAUAGAAGAAAUUCAAAGAGCAAUUAAUGCAGAAAAUGAGAGGAUUAAUAUCAUGCCACCAAAGAAAAUGCAAAAAGAACAUGAAAAGGAGCCAAAAAUGGAAAGGCAAGACUCUCCUGCCAGAGGCUCUCUCUGUAGAAUGUUCAUGGAUUUUGAAGCAGCAAACCAGCGGCAAACUAACCGAAAUAUGGCCAGUAUACAGAAGAAGCGCAGUUCUGAACUGCUCCGACUAAUUGACCUGGACUUCUCAGUGAGUUUUUCUUUACUGGAUUUGCCUCCAGUGAAUGAAUAUGACAUGUACAUCAGGAACUUUGGAAAAACAAACACUAAACAGGCAUACGUUCAGUGUAAUGAGGAUAAUCUUGAGAGGGACGUUCAGACAGAUGAAAUAGAGACACUAGAAAAAUGGACACAACAUCCAGGAGACAGUGUCCUUGUAUCUGGAGGUCCCAGAAGAAGCAAUGAUGUGUCUAUAGAUGUUGCUGUAACACCUAGGAUUGAUUCACAGAGAUUAACAAACUUUCUCCGGUCUGCUUGUCAGGUGAUUGCUGUUUUGCUUGAAGAAGAUCGAGGUGCAACACAACCCAGGUGGAAUCUGAGAUCUCGACAAACUAGUCUGUCUAUUAGUGAUAGCUGCUUCCAGCUAAAUACUAAUCUACUUUUCCUCCACGGCCGAAAAGUGUUCUGCUUACAUGUAUCUCAGGUUCAGAGGCAAGCCUUGCUUUCUGUUCACGGAUUACCUGAAAAGCCAAGUGUUAUUCAACUGGACAGGAAAUACAUCAUAUGUGUAUGGAAUGUCUGGCAGCCUUCCAGUCCUCAGAAAGUUUUAGUCUGUGAAGCAGAGGUGACAUGUUGCUGCUUUAGUCCCAGUAAAGCAACUUUAGUGUUUGCUGGAACAAUGGAUGGUUCAUUGGUAGUGUGGGAUCUCAGAGAAGAUUCCAGAAUGCAUCUCUGUAUGAAGUUAAAUGAAACUGACUGGAUUUUUAGAGCUCCAACAUUUUCUACUGAUGGUGUUCUGUCCUCAUUAAACCACUCAUGUCCUGUAGUUGCAAUAGAAUCGAUCUCAACAUCUAUCUACAAGAAACAGAAUUAUGAGCUGUCACACCUAUCUUCUCAAGAAGAAAUGUCAGGCCUGUCAUUUCAAAUAGCUUCCAUGGAUGAAAAUGGGACUCUGAAUUUGUGGGUAGCAGUUGAAUUACAAAAAGUGGAUUUGGCUGGUUCACAGAGUGAUUUAGGUUUAAUUCCUGGGGGGAAAGUAAAAUUAGUACAUAGCUCUACUCUUCAGUUGAAUAACAGUCUUUUCCCAAAAGCUAUCCUAUGUCUGACAACACCUCAAACACUGAAUAUUAAGUUUCUGCCUUCCAAUCCUAAUCAUUUCAUUGUUGGAACAGAUGUUGGUGUGGUAAGUCAUGGUACAAGACAUGAUUUAAGAGUUCUUCCAAAGCUGUUCAAACCCCAGCAGGGUGGACCAAGAUCAGUAAGAGCUAAUGCAGUCGAUUUCUCUCCUCUUGGAAAGCCAAUAUUUUUGGUUGGCUGUUCAGAUGGAAGUAUUAGAUUGCACCAAAUGACAUCAGAGCAUCCCCUCAUACAGUGGAAUGACAGCACAAAUGGACAGCCAGUUAUUGCUCUACAGUGGGCUCUCACAAGACCUGCUGUGUUUUUUGUUCUGGAUGCAUCAUCUAGUGUUUACAUUUGGGAUCUACUGGAAAACGACCUGUGUCCUGUAGCCAAACAAAUUAUUCAGUCAGAUAAAGUUAUGACUAUGGUUGUAUUGGGUGAACCAGAAAAAACAAAUGGUCUGUUGGGGAUUGCAUUGGCCAAACAAUCUGGGAUAAUCGACAUUCAGUAUGUAAAGAAGAAGUGGGCAUUACCUCAGUCAGAAGAGUCAGAGAAGCUCCAGUUGCUCUUGCAACAAUUCUUAUAAAACUGAUAAAUUGUCUUUUGCUCUAUGUACAAAUAUGGCUGGCUGUAUUUGCUGUACUUAAAAGAUUUAUAAUUUAAGAGCUUUUGCAUUUGUAAAUAUAGUGUAUAUAUUUCACAAGAAUGUCAGUACAGUAUUUCAAUGGAAGAUACCAUAUUUUUGUUAAUUAUAAAAAUGACAGAACAGAGCUUGGCAAACAUUGUAUCUGAACAAAGAUUAAUUAUAUUUCCUUCCAGAUUAUGAAUAUUUAUUGGUAGUUUUCAGUAAAAUAGUGAAAAUAUAUUAAUUUAAAAUAUGAUAUGCUACUUCUCAGUGUUACAUUUUGAAGCACACUGUAGAUAUUUUAAAGUUCAUAUCUUCUGUAUAAAGCUAAAUAUAUGCUUUUCUAACACAUAAAAGGUUGUUCAGGUUACCUUUGGAAAUGUCUCAACCUCUCCACAGCUGUCACCUGUUCAUUUGUGCAUAGGCUGCUAGACCAUACCCCAAUGUGGAGAUACUUGCAUAGAGACCAGAAAAACACCCUGGCUGACCUUUGUUGAGUGUCUUCUUCAUUCUCCCAAUUUGGUAGGGUUUGUCCUUAGCAGGAGAAAUGGGGCAUCUGUCCCUCAAAACCUGUGGAAGUUCAGUAUCUGCUAUCCACAAGGAGGCCCUGUACCUCUGCACUGAUUCUGGGUAUCCUUCAUCUCUGUUCAUACUAACUUGACUCCUCAAGUGGCAUGGGACCUUUGGGUCCCUUGUUAUAGAUGUUCCCAGCAUGUAUGGGCUCUGCAGAACUUAUUCAGCCCCAGGUUGUAUUAAGUUGCCCAUGGAAUGUCUGCUGACCUUCUCCUAACCUUACAUCUGCAUUGAGUCCUGUAAAAAAUCUAAAAGGUGUGGGGACUGCAACUAUGGAGAUUUGGGGUUUAGACUCUUGUCCCUUCUAGCCCUAUGUUUCUAUAAGUCAAUGUCCAUUUACACCAAUUUAUAAUCCUUUAUACACUAGUAAGUAGACAUAAGUAGGUCUGAGUCUAAAAGAAUCUGACUUUGACCCUAAGAAUUUGCCAAAUUGCUAGUUAUUAAGUAGGUCCCACAUACAUACAUAUGCUUAGGAUGUGCCGGCCUUAGGUUUUCUGGUUUUCCAAACUAUGCAAAUAAUCUUAAUCCAUUUACCAAAACCCUUGGACCAAUGGAAUAUUCAACUCUUUCCAAGAUAAACUAUAUCCAUUUAUUGCUACAGUUAUAUAAUUGUAAGAUAAUUACCAAAUUCUCCUUUAUAGAGGGAAGAAUAGAUUUGUCUUUAAUAACCAUUUUUAUUGUCCUAGUUUAAUUUUGGGCUGGAUUUGCUGCACUGUCGAGACUCAUCGUGGAAAGCUUCAACUCAAAAGUAGUAUGUUUGGAAAAGUUAUGCGCUACUCAAAAAAAUCAGGCUGGAAAUUAUACCUCACUUCUUGCUCAAGAACUGAUUGUCCCUACUUUGAAAAUAAUAAUUAAACACCUAGCCCUUAUAUAAUAUUUUUCAUCAGUAGAUCUCAAAGCUGUCUGCAAUAUUGAAUGUAUUAUCUUCACCAUACCACUGUGAGGAAGGGAAGUGGAAUUAUAUCCAUUUUUACAGAUGGAGAAUUGAAGCACAGAGAAUCAAAAUGUCUUGCCCCAGGUCAUACAGACUGUCUAUGGCAGAACAGGGAACUGAUAACUGGUCUCUCAAGUCCUAGGCGAGUGGCCUAACCAUCUUCCUCUCUAAUAGUAAGAAUCCAGUGUACAGAUUUUUAGUGUUUCCUCCCAACCGAAGCUGAAAUUGUUUUGGAGUUCUAACUCAUUGUUUUACAGUUCACAAAAGAAAACUAGGUGUUUAGAAUCUCUUGUCACUUUAAAUGAAUAAACUCAAACUGGCCACGUGGUGGUGCCAAACGCUUAGCAGUAAAAAUGGCUGGGUAUAAAAGAUACACACUGGUAUGAGAACAAGUUUGCUUCUAGGCAUGUAGAUUUAAUUAAACUGUUCACUUUCCUUGAAAAAUAGUAGCUGGAACCCAGAGACACAGGAAAUGCCACACUCAUCGGAGAAAUCAUUGACACUGUCAUGGUUCCCUGGUCUGUUACCUGUUCUCAUCUAUGCCCACAGUGGGGAAAUUGAAAAGCAUAAGGAUUUUCACUGUCCUGAUGGACCUCUGGAUUUCUCUCUGUCAUUUUGAAAACAAAAUCACCUUAAUAAUAUAAGCUUUUCUGAGAAAAAGGAGGAUAAAUGAUAUUCUUGUUAUUGUGGUGAGGAUCAAGAACAAGUUUCUUUGUACUUUGGAUGGGAUCUUCUUGUCAACCUAACUGUCAUGUUUGAAGCAUAUAUCCCGACCUGUGGCAUUUUGAAAGUUCUGAAAGUUUUGGACGCAAUUUUGAGAGCCUGGGAAUCCUGCAAAAUCCCAUGUUUUGUCCAAAAAAUCUGAUGUAAAUCUGCUCUGCUAGAUACAGCAGCUCUAGAGAUCAGUGACUGAAGUAGUGAAAUCUUUUAACAUCAUCUUUCUCUAGUUUCAGGAAUCAGGACAAUGAACAAAUGGUAGCUGCUUCUUGUGAUGAGGUCGGAAACCAUGACUGUCAGGGUGCAAGGCACAAGAAAUCACCUAAGGCGAACACUUUCAAAUGUAGGGACCUACAUUGAUAUUUAAGGACUUAAACAGAAACAUUCUGAUUUUUAGAUGUGCUGAGCACUUUCACCCCUCAGCAACUUUUAAUUGCAGUCUUACAUCUUAGACCCCAUGGCUACUGCCAAACUUUUGCAUUUAACCUUACUUGUGAAAAAUUGCUUAGGUUCAACAGUAUUGCAUGAUUAUUUUUCCCAUGUGUGAAAAGUAUAAUGCAUGUUAAGACUGAUAGAUACCAACACCUUCCAACCAUUGUUAUAACAUCAAGCAAGAAAAAAACGUGUCACCACCAUAUUUCACAAAUUACCUUACUUUUUGUGUUUAAAAUCCUAUUUUCAUCAUAUUGUUCAUUAUUUCACUAUAGCAUGGGUCAGGAGCACUAGGUGCUAUACAAAUAUGUUGCAGAACAUGAUCCCUGCAACAAAGAGUAGGUUCUAAAGCCUUGGUCUUGCACCAGCAAAAUCACUGGGAGUACUGCUAUUGGCUUCAGGGGCAGACGUUAAUUUAAGAUAAUAAAAAGUGAAUGUAAGAAUAGAAGGGAACGAUGAUUACUGAGGGUAACUGACAAAAUCAUGUUUUGAUGCAUGCCCGCUAUGUCAUAACUUGAUUAUUCUGAAAAAUAAAGCUGUCAGCAGUCUCUACUGGUCUUCUACCUAGUCAUCAGAAGAGCAUGAAAUAGGUUUAUGCUCAAGUUUAGGGAAGGUGUUCCAUGCUUAUUGACCUGCCAUGCUCUAUCAGACCAAAGGUCCUUCUAAAUCACCAUCACCCUCAUGCUUCCAAUGAUUGUCAAAGGAAUUUGUCACUGGCAUCAGUAGAGCCAGGAGUUCAGAAUGUUUUAGAGGAUCAAUAGUAUACCCGGACAGCUGUGAAAUGUGGUAUCCCAAGGAAAGACUCCUUCUUACCCCUUUCAUUCUUUAAUCAAAUAUUUCAUGUCUGUUCUUAGGCAAGGUCUACACUAGACCUGGAAGGACACUUUAAGGUACACAACUCCAGCUAUGUAGAAUACAUAGCUGAAGUCGGCUUAUCUUAAAUCAAGCUUGGUACCAUCGCCACUGUUGGAGGUUGAUGGGAACAAAUGCUUCUGUCGGCUACCCUUACUCUUCACGACUGCGAGGAGUACAGAUGCCAGCUGGAACUGCUCUCAGUGUUCAAUUUACGGGAAUAUACAGUGAAAGCUUUGUUAUCCGGCAUUGCUCCCGGCCACAAUACUGUCAAAUCUUCAGGUGCACAA